Messenger RNA from Eurytemora carolleeae, 621 nucleotides. RefSeq names its product 50S ribosomal protein L20 (gene mRpL20). The transcript has a single exon. The record is from RefSeq and is a predicted model, not a curated record. NCBI's taxonomy places the organism in Eukaryota, Metazoa, Arthropoda, Copepoda, Calanoida, Temoridae. Gene Ontology annotation, cellular component: ribosome. Gene Ontology annotation, molecular function: structural constituent of ribosome; rRNA binding. Gene Ontology annotation, biological process: ribosomal large subunit assembly; translation. The coding region runs from base 22 to 576 and encodes 184 amino acids.
CUGAGAUGUUAAUGUGAUGAUAUGACGCCACUUUUAUUUGUUAGUUGUCUUCCGACCUUUUGCUUGGCUGUGAUAGUAUUUUUUUCAGAUAACAUGGUGCAGUUGGGUCAGUUCCUACUUCAACGUAUUUCUAAACACACAAACCCGUUUUUCGGAAAGGAAACGCCGAGCUAUGACCGAUUCUGGCGGAGAAGAGCGGUGCUCCUUCAGACCUCACAUUUUAUGGGCCGACUACGUAACUGUUACAAGCUGGCAGAGCGAUAUAACAAGCGGGCAUUGACCUACGUGACCACCGGAAGAAAGUACAGAAAGCAGGACUACAAGGAUCUCUGGGAUAUGAGGAUAGAGGGAGCGUGCAGGGAGCUUAACUACAAUUCCUGGUUCAUGCAGGAGUCUCUCGCCCGUACCGGAGUUCAUCUGGACAGGAAAAUUUUAGCCAAUAUGGCGUUUACCGAACCAAGGACUUUUAGAGCUGUGACGGCCAUCGCCGCUGAGAAAAGUAUGGAGGAACCGGAGGACGGCGGUUUAGGUCUUCGACCCUGUGGUCCUAAAAUUGACGUUUUUUCAAAACUAUAGUCUCUCUCUUUGAUUAUUAAAUUUAGGAAAUGUUUAGUUUCAGAA